UUAAACGCCAAUAUUCAAAAGUCGCUGAAAAAUUACUUAAAAAUAUUUUAACAAACAGAUCGAUUGUUAUUUUGCUCAUGAAUGUUCCUGUUUCGGUAGUUGAAGUUUAUUACUUACAUGAUACCUAUUGACCAUCUUUUGACACAUUGUAAAAAAUGAAACUUUUAUUUGUUUUAAUAUCAUUUGCAUUGGUCGGCCAUGUUUUGGUCGCUGAAUUAGAGGAAUAUAUUGAGCAGGUUACCUUAACAAACGAUGACAUCAAGCAAGCAAAAGAAUUCAUGCCGACAAUAAUUAAAAAUAUGAUUGUGAGGCCUGAUGUAUAUGGGAUAGAGGCAAUGGUGAUGAUGUUGGCAAUGCCGGAGAAACUUGAAUGUGUAUUGCAAAAACCAAAAUUUAUUUACGAAAUCCCCAAACCUGGAAGUAGUGUAAACCGAGAUCCAGGUCAAAAAAUAAUGUAUUUUAAAGACAAGUUAGAGUUCCAGAAAAUGAUGCAAUCAGCAAUAAGUGCUGUAAAAACUUCAAGUCUAGAUCCAUAUCUAGAUCCAAAUCAAGCUCCAAAUCUAGCUCCAAGUCUAGAUCCAAAUCAAAAUCUUGAUCCGCCAACUGUUCUCCUAAGAGCUCUAAAUCUAGAUCCAAAUCAAAAUCCAAAUCUAGCUUCAAGUUCAGAUCCAAAUCAAAAUCUUGGCCUAUCAACUGUUCUCCCUAGAGAACGUAUCGAUGCACCUACAAAAUUUAAAAAAGAAAAUUUAGCCGGUCUUUUAAUAGAGAGAAGAAUUCAACCUAUAGGAACUCAUAGAAUCAUCCGUUCAUUGGCUCUGACUUCUUUGGGAAGUGCAAGAAGAGUUAUGACUUUGGAAGCAAUUACAACAGUAUUACGUCAAGACGAUCCACAUUUCCAGAAUUUGGAGAUGAUGUGUCGUUUAGCAGGUGUAUUUAGAAGUAUUAAAUACAGUACAUACAUAUACAAUAUUGAAAUGGUCAACGGCUAUUGCUUUAUAAUAGAUGAAACGUUCAGUGGCGGCCACGUAUAUACAUUCUUUGAAAAUGAGUUUUGGAAAGUUGAUACAGAAACAUGGUCUCGAGCUACGCGUUUUUCUUCUGAGUAUCAAUAAUUUGCACCAGAAAUUAUAAU
Messenger RNA from Adelges cooleyi (spruce gall adelgid), 1132 nucleotides. RefSeq lists its product as uncharacterized. The transcript is spliced from 16 exons. The record is from RefSeq and is a predicted model, not a curated record. Lineage: Eukaryota; Metazoa; Arthropoda; Insecta; Hemiptera; Adelgidae. Bases 156 to 1112 code for a protein of 318 amino acids.